GCUGGAGGGAACCUGGGCUUGAAACAAGGGAAGAGUGGCUCAGGAUGGUAUGCGGUGCCAACGGGGUGGAAAUCGGGGAUGGACCGCCCCUGGUUCAAGAUGCACUGCCCUGUUGAGAGCCACAUGCCUCCAGAGGGUCAGCAGCUGUAGACAUGGCCCUGGGUCCUAUCAUCUUCUUUGCGGUGCUAGGCCUUAUCUAUCACCCCCUGAUGGUCAGCGACAAGACAGACCAGGCCACACUGGACCGACAACAGAAGCACGAGGAGUUGCUGGCCAAAGAAAUGGGGCGCUUGCAAAUGGAAUUCGACCAAAAGGACUGGAGCUGGGACCCAAGACAGAAAAAGGAGGACUGGGUGGCAUCUGACCUGCCGUCUGAAGAUGGGACCUGGGAAGGGUGGCCCUAUGUGGGCCUAGUCAUCCUGGUGAUCUUUGGGUGCUGCAGGCACACCAUGGAGAAGGAGCCCCACUACGACUCCAGCACGGACAGCUCCAGCGCCUCCACCACGGACGAGUACGACGACACCGACGUGGAGCCCGAAGCGUACGAACCCAGCCAGAUGACGCUGGAGGCCUUCUACGACAGCCACGUCGAGCUGGAAACCAGCGACCUGAGCAGCAUGUGCCAUUUCGUAGAAUCCUUCGUGAAUGACUUGCUGGAGGAGUGCCGGAAAGCCCUUCCGUACCAGAACACCCUGCCUCUGAUGGAGAACUGCAUUGGGGUGGACAGCGCCUUCGAAGGAUGGCACACGCAGAAACUUUCCAAGCCCUUUGCCGUCAUCAUCCCUCUCCUGCCGCCCAAGGGCCACUCUUUCCACAUCGAAAGCAGCGACUUCGAGGGUGGCCCCAAUAAACAUGGCCACAUCUUGGUGGAGAUGGAGUGCAUGUGUAAGAGACAGCGGCUGCUGGGAGAUGUAGUGUGCUUCCUGCACCACCCUGAACAAGAGCUGAAGGAAGAGAAGCAAGGGGCUUUCCUCCUCCACGUCUUGUGCACCAGCUCCCACCUGGAUGCAGAGAAAACCGUCCAGUGGUUCCAGAGUAUGGUGGGCAAGGCCUGGGGCAAUCUCCAUCACAAGUACAACCUUGAACUCACGCCCCAGAUGUCCAGCACAACAUGUCGGCUGAAACUGGCCUUUCCGUCUGGGCGGUCCAUUUUGGUCGACAUCAUCCUUGGGGUCCAGCAAGGAGACUCUUUGGUCUUUCUGGUCAGCCACUGCGGUGAGAGCGACGACGCAAAGGGCACGAUUUGGCUGAAGGCCUUUGCGAUCCAGGAGCUGCUCUUCUUCAAAUGGGUCAGCCAGCGGGCCCCUGAGAGGAGCUGCCACCUGAAAUGCCUCCAAAUCCUCAUUUAUUUCAAGGAGUCCAGCCCAUCCAGUAAGAACCCCGUCCUCACGAACUACCAUUACAAGACUUGCCUGAUGCACCUCUUGCUCCUUCGGCCCCUUUCUGACUGGGGACCCGAGAACAUUGCGACGAGGCUCCAGGACAUCCUCUUGUACCUGCACACCGCCCUGCGCAAGAAAUACCUUGCACACUUCUUGAUCGGCAACAUCUCCUUGCCGAUCCAGAUCCCCAUGCCCCAAGUCCUCCGGAGCGCCGAGCCCCUCAAUCUUUUCGAACACUUGGCGGUGGACCCCAAACUUCAUGCUGAGGCCGUGAAGGAGUCCGUGGAAGUCGUGGAAUUAGCGAGGGCUCUGUUUUCGGACCACAAAAAGUAGCGCAGGUCGACACUUUCCCGAGUGUUUCAUCCAAGAACCGCACAUCCAAAUGGGCUGGGAAGGUGGCAGGCACUGGUGCCAGCAAUGAAACGAAACUGGGUUAGAUGGUUUCAUUGAAAAUGGAACAGUGAUCCAGGUUUGGGUGUUUUUGUAGGUCUCCCACACUUCAGAACGAUCUGGGGAAAGGCAGACAAGGGGCUUCAGACCAAAAUCGGUGUGCAUUCCUUGCACCAGUGAUGCUUCUGUAUUUUUAUACUCUCCGGUUACAAACAAAUUUGCUCUAUUAGACUUGA
Messenger RNA from Sceloporus undulatus (fence lizard), 2008 nucleotides. RefSeq names its product ITPRIP like 1 (gene ITPRIPL1). The record is from RefSeq and is a predicted model, not a curated record. Bases 153 to 1715 code for a protein of 520 amino acids. The transcript is spliced from 2 exons. NCBI's taxonomy places the organism in Eukaryota, Metazoa, Chordata, Lepidosauria, Squamata, Phrynosomatidae. Gene Ontology annotation, cellular component: membrane.